Molecule: messenger RNA, 1189 nt
Organism: Platichthys flesus (European flounder)
Lineage: Eukaryota; Metazoa; Chordata; Actinopteri; Pleuronectiformes; Pleuronectidae
Exons: 6
Coding region: 245-1003 (252 amino acids)
Molecular function (GO): protein binding
Source: RefSeq, a predicted model, not a curated record
UACGACAUGUUUUUUGGUGAGUGUGAGUGUGUGAGCAUUGCUCAUUGGUGGCCCUACUGUUUCUAGUUAGUACUGCACCCACUGCUUCACACACACACAUCUUCCAAAUAUGGUUGGGUGCCACCCACUUCCUUGUCCCCAUUAGGAAUGAUUCAAGCAGCGAGGACAUUUUCAGCAUCAAGAGGUAGCUAUCAACAGUAAAAGAAGAUUAUUUGCUGGAGAAACUAGCUAAGAAGAUAAGAACAUGUGCAGAGGAGCAAAAGUAAAGCAUAAGAAAUGCCACCACGGAUCAGCAAUUCAACAUGAUACACAUCUGCAAAUUAGAGGUCCAGUAUAUUUAUGCAGCAAAAGUAUUGAUGCCUUCAGAGAAGAUGGCUCAAUUGGUGUUAAUGGAGAACCCCACCUUUGUUUAUUUGCCCUGGAUGACAUCAAAGAAGGAGAAGAAAUCGCCUAUAACUAUGGAGGUGAAGACUGCCCAUGGCAAACACAGGUUUUUGCGAUGACCACUGGUUAUGUAACAGCUCUUGGAGGGCUGUCCCAAUUAGAUGGGGAAGAUUUCAACCUCUGUUUCAAGGGGCAAGAAUACCCUCGAAAACAAGGGACGACCAGCAUCACUGUUAACACCAUGGAGGAGGAUGAUUCAGAUCCUGUCCACUCAGAGAGUCUGAUGGCUUGUGCCUUUGGGCCAAAGAUCACACCUGAAGAGAUGAAAGACACAGAUCUGGAAGAUUCUGAACUAUUUGAUUCGUCAUCAGAGAGUGCAGAUGAUCACGUACCAGAUACCAUCUCCGAAAGUGACAGUGACAGUGAUGCUUCAGUUCAACUAAACUUUAAGAACACUUUUCUGCCUCUUAAUGAUCCUGAUAGCUCAAUGGGCCCCACUGUCUGCGAUUAUACAACACCAGACAACAUGAUUUUGGAUGGUCAAAACAUUACACCUGAAGCCCCCAGAGCAGUAGAAGAACCCCGGUCAAGUCAGACUAUAAAGGACAUCGUUAGAUAGCAGUCAUAAAAAAAAGGCCAGAUCAGAGACUGUUGUCAGUGUUGCCAACUUAAGAUGUUGCCACCAAUACUUUGUCAUUUCAGACCUUUGCCGCAUAACUGUUGCUGCCCCCAUUUAAUGUAGUUUUAUCUGUAUAUUCAUGCCUGCAAUAAUCAGAUAAAGGGUUGUUUGGCUGAUUCUAGAGUA